CAAAAAAUGGCGGAUUUAGAAGAUGGGGAGAUACUUGAUUCGGAUGAAGAGAUUCCUUCACCUGUUGAAAACAUCAAGAAAUUGGAUGCUGUCUCUUUGACGUAUCCACAUGAAGGUGGUGAUGUCCCUUCCUCUUUUACCAUGAGACAGCCUUCAACCAAAACCUCAUCAUUGUCCUAUGAAAACCAGAAAUAUCGCAGCAGACACUUAAACCCACUGCCGGACAGUGAGGAUGAAUCAUCUGAUACCAGCGAUGAAGACACAGACCUUUGGCAGUGUAAAAAGGCCAAGUACUUUUCAAAGCCAAGGAUUCAGAGUAUGGACCUUGCUCAUGAAAUUACCUCCCCUCCACGAGGACAAAAGCCACCUUCAAAUGAUACAGAUGAAGAUGCAAUGGAAAGUCCUCAAAAGAAAAGGAAAGUGAACAAUGUUUGGGGUUCAGUUAUAACAGAACAGACCAUCACCCAAUCAUUCAAAGCUGGUGCAAAUGUUGAAAAAAAUGAGGAAUAUGUAGAGGAAAGGGAUGUAGAAUCCUAUGAUUACACGAAGGCUCAUCAUGAUGAUAGGCCAAGUCUUGUAGAACAACGGCCUAUUCAAUCACGAGAAAGCACCGAUCCAUUUGAAAGUGUUCUUGAUUCCAUAGAGGAGCUGUACGAUGGUGACUCAAAAAAAGCUGAAAAUAGAAAGCGAAAAAGACAUGUGAAGGAUAGGAUUGGUAAAAAGGAAUAUUGUAGUGUUAAAGAUAGAUUAGGGAAAGAAGAGCAUAAGAGUUUGAAAGAUAGACUAGGUCAUGUAGAUCCAAACAUACAUAGAAUUAAAGAAGUAACAGAGGAAGAUCCAGAAGAAAAAGUGAUUAAGGCCAUAUUAGAUAUGUUAGAUGAACCCAACACAGACUUGUUUGCUAGGAUUGUCCGUGUAAUUGGGAGAGGUUUGGCCCUGAAAUAUGCCCACCAGACGGAAGAUGUUGAGUCUGCUGGAGGACUGUGGACUUAUGGUGGUGAACGACGUCGAACACCAGGUGGUGUUUAUAUACAGCUAUUAAAGAACAGUAAAGAGGUUACUUCAGAACAGACAAAGGAAAUAUUUGCAGAGGAGGAACUGAAAUAUAAAAAGGAAAAGCGGAAGUUUCAGCGAGCAAGGAGAAAGAGACAAAAUCAAUUAAGAAAAAUGUUACCACAAUCAAAUUACAAAUCCAAGAAUUCCAAAGAGGGUGGAGCACAGGAAAUGGAGAUGGGUAAUGAAAAUGUUCCCAAAAUAAAGAGCUGUGACGAGGAUAGUGAAGAUGAGGAUGGUGAAAAGGACAUUGCUCAGGAAAUAGAGGCAGUUAAACAGCUACAAAAGGAGGCACAAGAAAUGGAUGAAAAUGAAUUUUCGUUUGAUGAUUCUGAAGUACUUGAUAUUGAACUUGGUGAGUGUGAGAGUAUUGACUGAAAAAGUAGGGAAAAUAUUGGUCAAGGAAGGAAAAGUUCAUGUGAACACUUGAGCCUAGCAGAAAAUUUUGUACGAGAGCAUUGACUGAACCAGUGUAGAAACAACUAUGAGCAACACCAUAUGUACAGCAGAAAUGGAUGAAAAUGAUUUUCGUUCAGUAAAUAUGUGUUAUUGAAACAAAAAAGCUCAGCGGCAACUCUCAAGGAAUGAGGUGGUUUCUGUUGUGAUGGUUUUGUGUAAUUGAAAGUCUUGGGAACAAUUGUUGCAAAUUUGGUCAAUUUAUUACAAAAUAUUUGUUAAUAUGUUUAUUUUGACUGAGAGAUGAUGUAUUAUGAAGACCAAUAAAACUUCCUCAUUCUGAUUAUAUAGUAGUUGGACACCCAA
Molecule: messenger RNA, 1815 nt
Organism: Ylistrum balloti
Lineage: Eukaryota; Metazoa; Mollusca; Bivalvia; Pectinida; Pectinidae
Product: phosphorylated adapter RNA export protein-like
Exons: 5
Coding region: 7-1431 (474 amino acids)
Biological process (GO): snRNA export from nucleus
Cellular component (GO): nucleus
Source: RefSeq, a predicted model, not a curated record